CCGGGGGGCGGGGCCUGGCCUGCGGGGCGGUUACUCCGGCAGCGCACACCCGGAAACAGUCUCUCCAACGCUCAAAACCGGGAGAAGCGUCACCACUGCGGCCGCCACCGCCCACCGUCACCUCCUCAGUCAUGCCGAGGCACGAGUUCUCCGUAGACAUGACCUGUGAAGGCUGUUAUAAUGCGGUCGCUAGGGUCCUCAACAAACUGGGAGGAGUUCAGUUUGAGAUUGACCUGCCCAGCAAGAGGGUUUCCAUCGACUCUGAGCACAGUGUGGAUGCUCUGCUGGAGACUCUGAGGAAAACGGGGAAGACCGUUACCUAUCUCGGCCCGCAGGACCAGUGAGGACCUGGGCCCUCCGCCUGCAGGAUGGACCAAAGUGGGCAGAAGGGCCACCAUCCUUUCCUGCCUUCCAGACAGAUCUGGAACCUGACAAUCCUGCUCAACAGUGAAAGUUCCUGCGGAGACCCUCACUUGCCCUGCUCCUCCUAGCUUCCCUGCAAUAAAGUUGAGCAGCUUUUGUUGGA
Pteropus alecto (black flying fox) is the source of this 526-nucleotide messenger RNA. It is a transcript of the gene ATOX1, whose product is annotated as antioxidant 1 copper chaperone. Gene Ontology annotation, biological process: copper ion transport. Gene Ontology annotation, cellular component: cytosol. Gene Ontology annotation, molecular function: copper chaperone activity; metal ion binding. The transcript is spliced from 4 exons. Lineage: Eukaryota; Metazoa; Chordata; Mammalia; Chiroptera; Pteropodidae. The coding region runs from base 132 to 344 and encodes 70 amino acids. The record is from RefSeq and is a predicted model, not a curated record.